AGGCGUCGUCUUCGGCAGUAUACAGAGUAGGACAUGUUGUCACUGGCCUGAAACUCGAUAAUCAGGGUCCCCCCAAGUGAAGCCGAAAUAAAACCAUUUCCUUCUGCACCCCGCGGCGAACACCUUCGGAUUCCCGACUGUACUUCUUUCCCAUGAGGCGGCAGCUCUCCUCCGUGAGAGAUCUCUUGUCAUAGUCUUGGGGGGUCCCCAAUAAUCACUUCCGGAUUGUUCCAACGUAAAGUCACGAGAACUCUUUAGGAGCUGAAAAAUCCAUGUGGGUCAAAUGAAGAGGUCGGGUAAGACCCGGCCGUCUCACAUUUGAAACGUUAUAAAACUCAUUUCUGCUUCGAAAUAACCGUUCUGCGGCCAUGAACACUGCUUUGAUUCGCUUGGAGGACUUUGAUAUAUCUCCUGACAUUGGCUUUCUUGGCAGUCAGCCCCAUCUUCAUCUCACAGGUGAAUGGAAAACAUGGGAAGACCUACUGGGAGAUGCCAUGGAACAAAAGCUCGUUCUGGGCGAGAAUCCUGCUUGUUCUGAGGCAACGUUAGCUGAAUCUGCUCGUUGGCGCGCGCGCGUUUGUGAGGCGCCUCUGUUGUCAGCUACCGCGCUCGACGAUUCAGUUCCAGCUCUCAAACGUGCCCACCAUGUACUAUCGUUCAUUCUACACUUUUAUGUACACACCUUACCCCACGAAAGUGCCAUCUAUAUACCUCCCUCGUUGUCUGUCCCAUUGGCGUACGUCUCUGACGUCCUUAAUAUACCCCCGGUGAUCACAUACUCUGAUCUGGUCUUAUACAACUGGACGACGGAUCCUUCCACUGGCAACACCUACUUUCCUUCCGCAUUUUCUGGCAAGGCUGACGAGCAAGCCUUUUACCGGGCGUCAGUCAUCAUUGAAUUGCGGGGUGCCGAAGCACUUGACCUCAUUCGCCAAAUUUCAGACAAUAUUCUCAUCGGCGCCGACGCCCAAAUCACCAAGUUACUAACACGCAUAUCUGUUCUUAUUAACGACUUUAAGAAGGUACUCCUCGACCUGCGGAAAGACUGCGAUCCCGAAGCGUACUACCAGGAGGUGCGGCCCUGGUUGCGGGGCGAGGAUUCGCUGCCUAAUCGGAAGUGGACGUUCCAAGGAUUGACAGGUGAUUCCGGCGAGGCAUUCAAGGAGCUUUCAGGCCCAAGUGCGGGCCAGAGUACGCUUAUUCAUGCACUGGAUAUAUUCUUGGGGAUAAAUAACCAUCUUGCGAAUGGAACUCCAUCGCUUUUUGGGAGGAUGCAACGUUACAUGCCCCGGGAGCAUCGACUGUUCCUGUCUCAUCUAUCGUCCGCCCCUCGGUCUCUGAGAGAUUUUAUCACAGAGUCAAAUCAUCGAGAGUUGACGGAUGCGUACAAUAACGCAGUCUUGGCGUUGAAAGCAUUUCGGGAUACACACUUGAUCAUCGCGACACUGUAUAUCGUUGUUCCAGCCAAUAGGGCAAGGGAGAGAGCUUCGAUGGAUAUCGAAUACGUUGGAACGGGUGGCACUGGGUUGGUAUCAUUUCUGAAAGGAAUCAGAGACCGUACGAAGGAGAGUGUGCUGCCUACUGAACAAGGAUCGUAAUCAUCUCAUCAACUUUCUUGCAUUUCCAUAUUGACGUGUUAUUUACAUGGAGCAUCUAUUGGCGUUGGGAGAUGUACGACUUAGCAACAAUGUCGCGUCGCCCUCUUUCAUGGUAUGAAACCGAUGUGGUCCUUGAGUACCUCUU
Desarmillaria tabescens is the source of this 1743-nucleotide messenger RNA. RefSeq names its product Indoleamine 2,3-dioxygenase. Gene Ontology annotation, molecular function: heme binding; metal ion binding; indoleamine 2,3-dioxygenase activity. The record is from RefSeq and is a predicted model, not a curated record. Gene Ontology annotation, cellular component: cytoplasm. The transcript has 3 exons. Bases 369 to 1598 code for a protein of 409 amino acids. Gene Ontology annotation, biological process: 'de novo' NAD+ biosynthetic process from L-tryptophan. Lineage: Eukaryota; Fungi; Basidiomycota; Agaricomycetes; Agaricales; Physalacriaceae.